Molecule: messenger RNA, 831 nt
Organism: Cladocopium goreaui
Lineage: Eukaryota; Dinophyceae; Suessiales; Symbiodiniaceae
Source: the annotation of a GenBank genome assembly
AUGCGCCCGUCGCUGCUUCUUUUGACUUUGCAGCUGGCCGUCUGUGUGGCGGCACGGCGCGGAACGGGCAGCAAGGAGCCCAGGCGCUAUGAGAGGGCCAUUUCGAGUUUCUUAGACGCCUCUGAAGGCGUGCUGGAAGAGACGUCCAGCGCUGGCAUGAGCAAAGUCUUCUGCACCUCCAGGCUACCAUACUUCCGCAACCGGCUGUGUAUGGAGGUUAAGACACACACUGACGACUUAGUGAACUUCAUCACAGCGGAGAACAGCUCAGAGGCCAUGGGCGCCCUUCAGAACCCAAUUCGGACCCUUCCAGACCUCACUAUGGAUUUCGCGUGGAUGGGCUGCAGCUGCUGCACUCCCGCCAUGCGUGUGUGUUCUCCGGGGCAACCCUGCAGAAAAGAUCCAGAUUCUCCCCUGAACUUUCCGUGGCUUCGGGUGCUGGCGCUCUCAUUGAAGUCACUGGUGGCAGGGCACUGUACCAGCUUGACCCAGCUCUUGGUGGUGCCAGCAGUGUCGAUGGUUUUGAUGCCGUUGUUGGAGGAGUAUGUCGGUGCCUUGGCGCCCUACUUGGGUAGCGUGGUGGGCUACACCUACUCACGCUUGCUGGACGAGUUGCUUCUGGGUCGCUACUGCAUCUACUUGACCACCCACGUGGCGGGUGAAGUCAUAGCGGGCGAGACGCUGACCCAGGACAUGAGGUGCAUCGAUCACCUGUACAAGAUCCACAUUCCAGGCAUUUUCGGCCUCAUCCCCGCCAAGGAGGUGUCAAACCCUGAGAGCUCCUUGGUGUGUUGGCCCACGGCGGAAGCGUUGAGUCGAGGUGGAGGAUGA